This is a messenger RNA of Phragmites australis (common reed), 2355 nucleotides long. Its product is annotated as ATP-dependent 6-phosphofructokinase 5, chloroplastic-like. Bases 380 to 1957 code for a protein of 525 amino acids. Gene Ontology annotation, molecular function: 6-phosphofructokinase activity. The record is from RefSeq and is a predicted model, not a curated record. The transcript is spliced from 14 exons. Lineage: Eukaryota; Viridiplantae; Streptophyta; Magnoliopsida; Poales; Poaceae. Gene Ontology annotation, biological process: fructose 6-phosphate metabolic process; glycolytic process. Gene Ontology annotation, cellular component: cytoplasm.
CUCCCAUUCUUCCUCCUCCCCGUCAAAGUUGGACAACAAUUUCUCCUCCCGCAGCCUGUUCCCACCCCGUUGACCCCUCCUUCUCGUGGUUCUUGCCGCUUCCCAGGAGAAAAAAGUGUCGGUUUUUUUUUCUAUCGAUUUCCAAGAAACCAAUAGACGGAGGCAUCGCGGCGCCUCCUCUGUGGGGCUCUAUAACACGCCGCCUCGUCCGCGUCCCCCUCCUCUCUGUUCAUCGGUCACUUCGCGCGUGCCGUGGGUGGUCUUCGCCGGUGGCUUGGCUGGAGGCGAGGAGAGAGGUGCGUUUCUUGACCGGUGGUGAUCUCCCAAUCCUGCUUGGUUCGAUUUGAUGCAGCGUGCUGCAUGCUGAGCAAUCUAAACAAUGGCACUAGCGUCGCCGGUGGACUAUGCUGGUCCAGUUAGUUCAGGUCAGAACCACCUGGGUUGUUUUGGAGUGCCCAGCAGCAGCCGAUUGCGAUGUGUGGGAUAUGAUAAGAAAUCAAGAACAAGUCUGUUGGUUGUUGGAGCCGUGUCCAUGGAUCGCCCCCAACUAGAUCUCUCAAAUCCAGAUUGCAAGAAGCAAUUCCAAGAGGACUUUGAUAGGCGGUUCAAUUUGCCGCACUUGAGAGAUGUGAUCAAUGUGGAACCAAGGCCAACAACAUUUUCCCUUAAGAGCAGGACUCCUCUGGAUUAUGUCAACGGUGCUAUGCACGAAUCAUGGAAUGGCUAUGUGAAUGAUGAUGAUAGAGCACUUUUGAAGGUUAUUAAGUUUGCCUCACCAACAUCUGCUGGAGCUAACUGCAUUGACCCUGAUUGCAGCUGGGUUGAACAAUGGGUGCACCGUGCUGGCCCACGUAAGAAAAUAUAUUUUGAGCCUCAAUAUGUAAAGGCUGGGAUUGUAACGUGUGGUGGGCUCUGUCCAGGUAUCAAUGAUGUUAUUAGGCAGAUUGUGCUUACACUUGAAAAAUAUGGGGUGAAAAACAUUGUUGGGAUACAGCAUGGUUUCCGUGGAUUUUUUGAGGAUCAUUUAUCUGAAGUGCCGCUUUCUAGGCAUGUUGUCCAAAAUAUCAAUCUUGCCGGUGGCAGCUUCUUAGGAGUUUCUCGUGGUAGUGCAAACAUUUCAGACAUUGUUGACAGUAUUCAGGCCAGGAGGCUUGACAUGCUCUUUGUACUGGGUGGGAAUGGUACUCAUGCUGGAGCAAACGCUAUACAUGAGGAGUGCCGCAAGAGGAAACUGCAAGUGUCAAUUGUGUGUGUCCCAAAAACUAUUGACAAUGACAUACUACUGAUGGACAAGACCUUUGGGUUUGAUACUGCUGUGGAAGCAGCACAACGAGCUAUCAACUCUGCAUAUAUUGAGGCACAUUCUGCAUUUCAUGGCAUCGGAUUGGUCAAGCUGAUGGGAAGAAGCAGUGGCUUCAUCACAAUGCAUGCUUCCCUGUCAAGUGGCCAAGUAGAUAUCUGCUUGAUACCUGAGGUACCGUUCUCUCUUGAUGGACGGAACGGAGUUCUUCAACACCUUGAAUACUUGAUAGAGACAAAGGGAUUUGCUCUGGUUUGUGUUGCCGAAGGAGCAGGGCAGGAACAUCUGCAAAAGUCAAAUGCAACUGAUGCAUCAGGGAACAUGAUCCUUAGUGACAUCGGUGUGCACCUUCAGCGGAAGAUCAAGUCUCAUUUCAAGGAACUAGGAGUUCAUUCUGAUGUCAAGUACAUUGAUCCUACAUAUAUGGUCCGUGCCGUGCGUGCCAAUGCAUCUGACGCCAUCCUCUGCACAGUGCUCGGUCAGAAUGCGGUUCAUGGAGCCUUUGCAGGGUUCAGCGGCAUCACAACUGGGGUAUGCAACACGCACAACGUGUACUUGCCAAUACCGGAAGUCAUCAAGUCCACGAGGUUUGUCGAUCCAAACAGCUGGAUGUGGCAUCGGUGCCUGACCUCAACUGGGCAACCGGACUUCCAUUGAUCAAUUAUUAACAAAGAAGCUUGUAGCAUCUGGUGGUAACAAGAAUAGGUGAUUUAUAGCGAAGGGAGUAUUUCCAUUGUCAGUAUGGUGAAAUAAUUGUCAGAUGGUUUUUUUAUCUUCCAUUUGGGAAAAACAUCGUCUACUACCAGGUCCUUGAGGUGCAAUAUGGAUAAAAUAAGCAUCUCGCCAACCAAGCCUAUUCCUUUUUUGUAGGUUAGUGUAUAGAAUGUUCUUAGAACCAUACAAAUUUUAGUGAAGGUUUCUUACUGCAGGCAUCGAAUCUGCAAGGGAAUGAUGGUUAGUUCCCAUUUUUACAUGUACGAUUGCAGAACCAUUUGUAUGCUACUAAACAUACGUACUGCUGAAAUAACGGGGGAGGGCACUGCCUUCUUGUGGAC